AUGGCUCUGCUGGCCACGCUACGGAAGGAAUGGUUCAUCAUUGGAAUCGUGCUGGUCAUCUUGUCGGCAAAAGCGCAGCCCGGUUUUGGUGCGAAAGGAGGACCGCUGAAGCCGGAGAUCACCGUCUCGUAUUUGGCCGUCUCGCUCAUCUUCUUCAACAGCGGCCUCUCGCUGAAAACGGAGGAGUUGACCAGCGCCGUACUUCACAUCCGCCUUCACCUCUUCGUUCAGUCCUUCACGCUGGUCUUCUUCCCGCUGACGGUUUGGUUGCUGGUCAGGGUGCUGGCGCUGACCGCCGUCGACCAAUGGCUGCUUAAAGGGUUACAGACGGUGAGCUGCAUGCCGCCUCCGGUCUCCUCGGCCGUCAUUCUCACCAAAGCCGUCGGCGGUAACGAGGCGGCCGCCAUCUUCAACUCUGCGUUCGGGAGCUUCCUGGGGAUCGCGGUGACGCCUACGCUGCUGCUGCUCUUUCUGGGUUCCUCGUCCUCCGUGGCCGUGGGCUCCAUCUUCUCUCAGCUCUUGGCGACGGUGGCGGCGCCGCUCGUCGCCGGUCAGGUUUGCCGCCGCUUCCUGAAGGAAUGUCUGGAGCGUAGGAAGCUUCCGUUCGGAGCCGUCAGCAGCGCCGUCCUCCUCGUGAUCAUCUACGGCACCUUCUGCGACACUUUCAGUAAUCCCGGCACGGAGCUGGACUCCGCCAGCCUGCUGGCGGUCGUCCUUAUCAUUUUCUCCAUUCAGCUCACUUUUAUGCUGCUCACCUUUGGAUUUUCUAGCAGGGCCGGCUCGGGAUUCAGCCCCGCCGACACGGUGGCCAUCGUGUUCUGCUCCACGCACAAGUCGCUAACGCUAGGUAUCCCCAUGCUGAAGAUCGUGUUGGCCGGCGACGAGCGCCUGUCGCUCAUCUCCGUCCCCCUGCUCAUCUACCACCCGGCCCAGAUCCUCCUGGGUUCCCUGCUGGUGCCGACCAUCCGCCGCUGGAUGACCGCUCGCCAAAAGUUGCUGAAAAUGUCCAGCCAGCAGCCGGUCUGA
Molecule: messenger RNA, 1026 nt
Organism: Nerophis lumbriciformis (worm pipefish)
Lineage: Eukaryota; Metazoa; Chordata; Actinopteri; Syngnathiformes; Syngnathidae
Source: RefSeq, a predicted model, not a curated record